AUGAUGGAACUUCCAUCAACGUCUUUUAUCCUAAGCGGAACUUUUUGGGCUCUAGCAUUUGCAACAGCUAUCUCCGCGGUAUACCUCACCAUUCUCACGAUUUAUCGUCUGACAUUUCAUCCUCUCGCAAAAUAUCCUGGUCCGUUCUUGGCUCAGAUUACGGAUUGGUACUCAGUAUACCACGCAUGGAAAGGCGACAGGCAUCUCGAGUUCUACAGAUGCCAUGAAAAAUAUGGUCCGGUGUUUCGAUAUGGACCUGAUAGCCUUUCAAUCAAUUCCAACACGGCUUUGAAAACUAUCUAUGGCCACAAGUCGAAUGUCAAGAAGUCCCAAUUCUACUCGGUCUUUCCUCCAACCAAGGAUACUUUCAACACUCACAGCAGCAUCGACAAAGCUAGUCAUGCCAGAAAAAGAAGAGUUCUGUCCCAUGCGUUCUCAGACAAUGCAAUUAAGACUAUGGAAAAGUAUAUUUUGGCCAAUGUCAGAACUUUCUGUACCAAUCUGGGUCAACCAAAAGCAUCAGCAGAGAAGUCGACUGGCGGGUGGAGCGUUGCUCAGAACAUGUCCGAUUGGUGUAACUACCUGACGUUCGACGUCAUGGGCGAUCUUUGUUUCGGUAAAGCAUUUGAGAUGUUGGAAAAUGCUUCAAAUCGUCACGUGAUUGAUCUCAUUGGAAACGCUGCUCACACUCACUUGAUUACGGGUACAUAUCCGAUAAUCAAGACCAUUGGCUUGAGCAAGAUUCUUUUCCGUAAGAUCUAUGCCCAAAGAAUGAAGUAUAUGGCAUACAGCAGAGCUCAAGCCGCCGAAAGAACCAAGAUCGGACUUGAUACUGACAGAAAGGAUUUCUUCUACUAUUUGCUCAAUGCUCGCGAUGCAGAGACAGGACAAGGAUUCACAACACCAGAACUCUGGGGCGAGAGCAAUUUACUCAUCAUUGCUGGGUCUGAUACCACUUCCACAGCUCUUUCUGCUGCUUUCUUCUAUCUGGUUCAUAAUCCUGAUAAAUUGGAGAUUCUUACAAAAGAAAUCAUGUCCACAUUCUCUGAUGUCGAAGAAAUCCAUUCAAGUCCCACACUCAAUAGUUGCGCGUACCUCCGAGCAGUCGUUGAUGAAUCAAUGCGUCUAUCGCCACCUGUCGGUGGCAUUCUUCCCCGUGAAGUUCUUCCAGGCGGUAUCGACAUUGAUGGCCUCCAUAUUCCAGCUGGCUAUGUAGUUGGAACUCCUCACUACGCCAUUCACCACAACCCGGCGUACUACCCAUCUCCCUUUACCUUCAUCCCUGAACGUUGGAUUCCAUCUUCUUCACCGCAGGUCACAAAAGAUUCCGUAGCACUCGCUCAAAGCGCUUUCUGUCCUUUCAGCAUCGGGCCUAGAGGAUGUAUUGGAAAGGGAGUAGCAUAUGUUGAGCUCAUGACUAGUUUGGCUAGAGUCGUUUUCAUGUAUGAGAUGAGGAUGGCGGAGGGAUAUACCGUCGGAGAGGGAAGCGAAGAUAUGGAGGUUAGCAGACGAAGGAAAGAGGAAUAUCAGCUCAAAGAUAGUUUUACGAGUAUGAAGGAUGGUCCUUAUGUUGAGUUUAGAGCGAGAGCUAAGUGA
Molecule: messenger RNA, 1596 nt
Organism: Botrytis byssoidea
Lineage: Eukaryota; Fungi; Ascomycota; Leotiomycetes; Helotiales; Sclerotiniaceae
Exons: 4
Coding region: 1-1596 (531 amino acids)
Molecular function (GO): monooxygenase activity; oxidoreductase activity, acting on paired donors, with incorporation or reduction of molecular oxygen; iron ion binding
Source: RefSeq, a predicted model, not a curated record